Molecule: messenger RNA, 1986 nt
Organism: Sphaeramia orbicularis (orbiculate cardinalfish)
Lineage: Eukaryota; Metazoa; Chordata; Actinopteri; Kurtiformes; Apogonidae
Product: transmembrane protein 132C-like
Exons: 6
Coding region: 544-1986 (480 amino acids)
Source: RefSeq, a predicted model, not a curated record
UUUUCCCACUUCCCUUCCGCUGGUGUGUUUUUAAACUUUGGAAGAAAGGAAAAAAAAAAGUGCAAGACACUGAUGGUCCCGUUUGGAUAAAUAAAGCGGAGAAGCGCGCGCCGGUGGAAGAGAGAGCGACAGGGAGAGAGAGAGAAGAGAGAGAGAAGGGGGGAAAACCGGGUUCAUUCCUCGGUUCUGGCUCUGAGGGGAGACACCGCGGACUUUUUCAUUUUUUGGAGUGGAAAGUAGGAUUAAAAAAAAGAAGUGCACCGGAACUGCCCAUCGGGGUUUUCUUUAUUUUUUUUUUAUUACUGACUCGAGACGGAUUUAUAGUUGAGUCCAAACCUGAUCUGCGCGUGUCUUAGGUCAAGCACAGCGGGAACGCACUUGGGUCAAAAUGAGAUUAUUGAUGGCACCGAUGCGGUAGUGAUCUGCCCGGAGGAGACAAAAAAAAAAAGGAGUGAGAUACUAAAAAAAAGAAGGGGAAAAAAGGCAUUUUGAGAACAUUCGCGGAGGUUUGUGUAUUUUUUUUUUAACCCCCUUUCAGGAGGGAUGGAGCCGGUCUGGGGAAAGGAAGGCGCGCCGGUGGGAUGUCGCCUCUGGAGGAUGGGGCUGAUGCUGCUUCUGCUGCUGCUUUGGAUGCAAGUGUCUGAAAGCCAAGCAGGAGCAGCAGGAGGUGGACCAGGAGGCAGCUUCGACUCCCUCCAGACUCGUUUCUCCUCCUCUCUUCCAACCUACCUCCCCGUCCAGUGCCAGCUGAGCGGCGCAGACUCCGCCUUCUUUCUGCGAGAAGCCAAUCAGGAGGUCAUGCGAAACGGCAGCUUAUCGUCACGGACCGAGCCCUUCUUCAUCCAGCAGCUGGAGACCGGCGUCAGCGCCCCGCAGUCCCUGCCCAACAUCAACUGUAGCUACGGAAACCUGAGCACCGAGCAACCAAUCCCAGUGGAGCUGCUUCAGGGCCCGCCCCCUCAUCUGACGCUGACCACCAACCAGGUGACUCUGAACUGGAAGGUCAAGGGUCAUGUGGUGGUGCCCAAAGUGGGGUCGACACGGCCCUGGAUACAGGUUUUGUUUUACCUGGUCGGGCGGCGCUGGGACGAGCCGGACCCACCUCCCCCACACCUCCUUCCAUGUGUCAGGGCCGUGGCCAUCCGGGACAGUAGCGAGGCAGCUCCCUCAGCAGGCUGCCGGCUUGUGGGACCAUCUGGCAUCUGUGUUGUCCGUCUGGAGAUUCCCCCAGCUUGGUUUACACCCCCACAAGUGCGAAAAAGACCUCCUGAAGGGGCUUUACCCACGGUGGAUGUGUAUUACUCAAUCAUACCAGUGGAAGGCCUCAGUCCAGAUUGUCCGUCUAUUGUUAACGAGCCGUGGAAGGGUCAGGGUACCAACGUCGGGCCCAUUGGAGGCCUGGGUCUUGGGGGACAGUGGAGCCCCCUAGUGGAUGGAGGUCUUCAGGACAUGCAGAAAGCGGGGUCUGUUUUAAUGAGCAUGGGCCUGGUUUUAGCCAAAGGGGAGAGAUUGAGACUUGAUGAAAAUAUUGAAGUUCUGGUGCCUCCCAGCCCGGUUCGGCUCGGAAAGACGGUUUCAUUUGGCAUCUACAUGAAGACCAACUCCAACACCGAACAAUUUACAUUGAGGGUGUGGUUUCAGUCAGGCAUCAACUUCCUGUCUGUGAAACCAAGCAACCUGGUGGCGUGGGAGAUCAAACAGGAAAUGGCGCCGGGAAGCAGUUCGCUGGCGGUGAUGUGUCAGAGGAAAGUCUCCUCCACAGCUGAAAGGUUGGAAAGUCCAUCAUACGAGGUGAUGCAGCUGGAGUUUGAAGUGGAUAAUGUCAUCAACUUGGUGCCAACACAGACUCUGCACUGGAAUGUGGAGUAUCCAACCAGUACGCAGACGGACAGCAGGCAGACCGAGAAAGUUUCACACCUUUAUAUCAGCAACGCAGACAUACAGGGCAUCGUACCACUGGCUGAGAAAAACCACGAGGAUCAUUAA